This is a messenger RNA of Orbilia oligospora ATCC 24927, 261 nucleotides long. RefSeq lists its product as uncharacterized. The record is from RefSeq and is a predicted model, not a curated record. Lineage: Eukaryota; Fungi; Ascomycota; Orbiliomycetes; Orbiliales; Orbiliaceae. The transcript is spliced from 3 exons. Bases 1 to 261 code for a protein of 86 amino acids.
AUGGCCGAUCCAACAGACUUGAAGGAGCUGGAGGCUGUAGCGGCCAACCAAACAGACUUUAAACAGCCUCUCACGCAUUAUGACACUGUACCGGAUGAGUAUUCGCCAGAAGACGAUACCACCCGCGAAGGCAUGAUCAAGAGGGAUAUGUGGCUUGAGAAGAUCAAAACUAAAAGGGAUGACCAAGACUUUGGAUAUGACAUCUCCGGUAAUGGUUUUCAAUACAUCCCAAGCAAAAUCAGCUUGGGAUUGGCUGUUUGA